AUGCCCAAGGCCAUCAAACAAAAGAAGCGCAAUGGGCAAGGCGACGCAGCUGCAAAGUCCUCUGCGGCCCACAGUAUCUUCAAGAUGAACACAGAUAUCGGCCAGCACGUUUUGAAAAACCCCGGUAUUGCAGAGCAAAUUGUCCUCAAAGCCGAGCUCAAGCAGAGCGAUAUUGUUCUUGAAAUCGGUCCCGGUACUGGAAACUUGACUACAAAGAUUCUAGACCACGCCAAGAAGUGUAUCGCCGUCGAACUGGAUCCUCGCAUGGCGGCUGAAGUUACCAAGCGUUUCCAGGGUACUCCGGCGCAGAAGCGUCUCGAUGUGAUCCUCGGAGACGUGAUGAAGACCGAGCUUCCAUACUUCGAUGUCUGCAUUAGCAACACACCAUACCAGAUUUCUUCCCCUCUUACAUUCAAGCUGUUGGCUACAUUGCCUGCUCCUCGAGUUUGCAUUCUCAUGUUCCAACGUGAAUUCGCUCUUCGUCUUUUCGCUAAGCCCGGCGACAAGCUCUACAGUCGACUUUCCGUGAACGCGCAAAUGUGGGCCAAGAUCGAUCACAUCAUGAAGGUUGGCAAGAACAACUUCAAGCCCCCGCCCCUGGUUGAGUCCAGCGUUAUUCGCAUGGUCCCCAAGGUUCCGCGGCCGCAGAUCAACUAUGAGGAAUGGGAUGGCAUGUUGCGUAUUGCAUUCGUCCGAAAGAACAAGACAUUGCGUGCUAGUUUCCUCGGAACCACAAGCAUCGUGAACAUGCUGGAAGCGAACUACCGGACAUGGUGUGCGCAGAAUGAUAUUCCAGUUGAAGAUGGCCCCGCGGAGGAUGCCGAUGGAGAUACAAUGGAUAUGGGAGAAGAAGACGGUGGAGAGGUGGAGGAAGUGGCCGAGGUCAUGGAAAUGGACGACGACGAUGACGUCCCAGAUUUCUUCAAGGAGGAGACUAACGCCAGUCUCCAACAAGCGCUUAAGAACAAGACCCCACAAAAGAAGCGAGGAAAGGUUUCGAUGUUGGUGCGCGAGAAGAUUCGCCAGGUCCUGGAGGAUGACACUGGUCUGGCUGACAAGCGCGCAAGAAUGUGUGAUGAGAACGAAUUUUUGAAAAUGCUGUGGGCCUUCAACCAGAAGGGAAUCCACUUCAACUAA
This is a messenger RNA of Penicillium verhagenii, 1137 nucleotides long. Its product is annotated as dimethyladenosine transferase. Gene Ontology annotation, molecular function: rRNA (adenine-N6,N6-)-dimethyltransferase activity. The record is from RefSeq and is a predicted model, not a curated record. Gene Ontology annotation, biological process: rRNA methylation. The transcript is spliced from 4 exons. Bases 1 to 1137 code for a protein of 378 amino acids. Lineage: Eukaryota; Fungi; Ascomycota; Eurotiomycetes; Eurotiales; Aspergillaceae. Gene Ontology annotation, cellular component: mitochondrial matrix.